GACCGGAGAUGCCCUGAUGCGUGUGUACGCUGCUUAGUAGCAUGCUUAGUAGGAACCAGUUCUUUACCCUCUUGCCCCAACCUUACAGUGCUCUUCGUUGCAGGCGGCCAGUGACAAAGGUACAAAAAAAAAGUGUGGUGGUUCUACGGUUCUACGACGUGCUGUGUGGACCGCGAUCUAGACUUAUCAUUGCCUAAACUUGAGGAUGUGUUACAUGUUUACCCUGUCAACGAUUCAUGUGGUAAUAUAGUAUCAUUAUGUUAAAUCUCACGAGCCAGCUGCGCUUUCAUGUCACGCUGUGUGCAACGAAACUUCGUGAGUGCAUUCGUGCCAUGUAGAGUGUUCUUGAAGUAGUCGACUGCACUCGAAGGGUCUUUCGAAGACGGCUCCUCGAAAAGAAGCUACAAUGGAUACAUCGACGUUUUUAAUCACGGUCGCCCAGAAGGUUCCUUUCGGUGACCUGUGCAAGCUCUGCGACAAGAUUUCCGGCAAGCAGGACAGGGGCGACAAGCGGAACCUGCUGGAGAAGUUCAUCGCGUAUUGGCGCGAGUUUCACGACAAAUUGCACACCGCGAAUGGAGUUCAAGCUGCAGCCGAUGAUUCCUUCUUUCCCGCUAUGCGGCUUCUGUUACCGCACCUGGACAGAGAUCGACCGGCGUAUGGAAUCAAAGAAGCCACUCUGGCCAAACUUUAUAUCGACGUGCUCGCCCUCGGCAAGGAUAGUCCAGACGCUCAGAAAUUGCUGCGCUACAGAACGCCUCACGUGGCGAAAGCAGAGGCUGGUGACUUCGCCAGCGUUGCAUAUUUGGUGCUGCGAAAUCGCUGCCCGACCAAAGGGACGCUCACAGUAGCCGACGUCAAUCAGCUUUUGGAUGAAGUGUCUGAUGCACACGCUCACGGCGGCGCCGAAGGCAGCCGACGGACGAGAGAUGCGCUAUGCACGCUGCUGCGCCGUACUUCUGCCGCAGAACAAAAGUGGCUGGUGAGAAUGAUUCUAAAGGAGAUGAAAAUGGGCAUGAGCGAAGGGAGUAUCCUUUCCUGCUAUCAUCCGGACGCGCAGGACGUUUUUGACAACAGCAGCAGUCUCUCGAAGGUUUGUAGAGAACUGAAAGACCCGAAAAUUCGGCAGCACGUUGUUCAAGUCGCACUGUUCAACGCCGUGCGACCAAUGCUGGCCGAGCGAGCAGAGCCGCGCUCUGUCGAGCGUCUCUUGAAUCACGAACCCUUCUUUGCCGAGACCAAGUUUGAUGGCGAGCGGCUGCAGGUGCACAAGGAUGGCUCAGAGUUCAGGUACUUCACACGACGCAGCCAUGACUAUAGUUCUGGCUUCGGAGCCAAUGCUGAUGAAGGAUCUUUGACACAGUACAUAGCUAAGUCCUUUCAAAGCCAUGUAAAAAGUUGCAUCUUAGAUGGAGAGGUAAUAGGAUAUGACCCUAGGAAUGAUCGUCUUGUUUCAAAAGGUUCUCAUGUAGAUGUGAAAAGUUUAACAGAGAGUUCAUCAUUACAGCCCUGCUUUGUAACCUUUGAUAUACUCCUCCUGAAUGGACAGGUAGUCACCAACAAGCCUCUUCAGGAGAGAGUCAAGCUUCUUGAUCAGGCUGUAGUGGAAGUUCCUGGCAGAAUACUGAUCUCUAAAAGGCAGAAUGGUUCGACACGAGAUGAUGCUGUUCGUUUUCUAAACCAAUCAAUCGAAGACCAAGAAGAAGGCAUUGUUCUAAAAAGGCUUUCUUCUGUCUACAAACCUAAUGCAAGAAAAGCUGGCUGGCUAAAACUCAAGCCAGAGUAUGUGGACAACUUAGUUUCAGAUCUAGACAUGCUUAUUCUUGGUGGGUAUUUUGGAGAAGGACGUCGCAGUGGUAUUGUCUCUCACUUUCUCUUGGGUGUCGCCAGUGGAGACUGCGACGACAAUGGUAUGCCACGGUCUUUCUGGUCUGUAGCAAAAGUGGGCUCGGGGUACAGCUUGAAAGAACUGGAUGACCUGCUUGCCAAAUUGACAUCCAAAUGGAAAGUUUAUGACCCGAAAAGACCUCCAGAAAAGCUUGUACUUGCGCAGGGCCUUAAAGAAAAACCAGACUUAUACCUUGAGCCAUCAGACUCUGUAGUACUUCAGAUAAAAGCUUCAGAGCUGGUUCGUAGUAGUCAGUUCAGGACAGGUAUAACAUUGCGAUUUCCCCGUGUGGCUGCCAUUCGCCAUGAUAAGCCAUGGCAAGAUGUGCUGUCAUAUUCAGAGCUUUGUGAACUAGAAAAGGCAGCUGGUGGGAAACUGGCUACUGCCACUGUUGGCUAUGAUGACGAUGAUGGUGGUUCACCAGCAAAAAAGAGGCGCAUCGGAGCCAGCGUAAAGGCGUCUUUAGGCGCACACUUUCAGCCAGCCAAUUUGUCUGGUGCAGUGAAGAAGCGAAGUACUCUACAGGGAAAAGAGCUGUGUAUUCUGACUGGCUGUGGUGAUCUCACAAAGCAGAUGCUAGAAGUCCAGGUCGCUGAAUUGGGAGGCACCAUUGUCCAAAAUCCCAGCAAGGAAACAUUUUGUGUUGUUGCAGAAAAGCUAAACUUCAGAGCACGCAGUUUCAUCAAAUCGAGAAAAUGGGAUGUCGUUAAAGCAGACAAGUUUCUUGCGCUUCUCAGUUCCCCUGAGCUUCGGCCAUGGGAGCCAGCAGACCUGUGGUGCCCCUGCACUGAAACAGAAAACCGGCUGAAGAGCUUGUUUGAUGAAUACGGUGAUAGCUACACGGCCCCUGUGACUGCAAGUUCUUUGCAGGAACUUUUCGCAACCAUUCCCAAAGAGGCGUGGAGCCAUGUUGAUGACUUAUCAGGGUUCAUAUUUAAGUUUGAGCAGGAGAACUUUGUCUCUCGGCCAGAGUGGGGCCUAUUCAGAAACUGCACAUUCAGACUGAGCGAGGAUAGUGAAUUAAAUAGACUAAUUAUUAGAUUGCAUGGUGGUAAGGUUUUGAACACUCCAGGGGAUGGGGAAGCUGACAAUUCAGUCUUUGAUUCAUAUGGCAUGGAUACUUCGGACGAAGUGUUGGAAGUGGAUAGUGAAUGGAUGGAUGAAUGCAUUCGAGCUGGUGAACUGCCUCUUUUUUCAUGAGUGGCUCCUUCUCUGUCGUAGUGCCUGUUGGAAGCAGGGCAUGGCUGUUGCACCUGUGUAGCCAAAGCAUUAGUGUAUCACUAUUUGCAAAUCAAAAUGGCUGCCAGUACAGUGAAAGCGCUUGCAACUUGCUGUAGUUGGAAACAGAAGCACCUCUUGUGUGCUUGUACUGUGUAAAAGAAUACAACUGUGCAGAACUUGUAUAUGUAGAACUGCAUGUUGAUAAAAGCGCAAUUGACUUUUUUCCAAUUCACCUAUACACAUGGGCAUACUCUCACCCGAGCUGCAUUACUGCAGGGCUGGUGUGCAAAGUGAGUGCGCGAUUCCUUGCAUUGUCUGCGGCAAUUACAUGGGCUUGAGGAACUGAAUAAUAUAUUUGCUCAUUUUCGGGGUGAGAAUGUUGGUUAAAGGAGACAUUUCAGCAAUUAGUGGGAAAGACUGCAAGCUGUUUUGUCAAUGAAAAGGCACCGUGAACUAACGUUCAAGCGAUAGGUUAAGUGCUCGCGGCGGGUCUUAUGCCAGACACUUUCUGUACUGUCGAUUACACAAAUGGCAUGGAAUUUUGAACUUAUUGUACUGGUGUGGUGCACACAGUCAAUUUUUAAAAAAAAUUUUACCAGUGAGUCAUCACACGAUUCUUGCUGAGUGAGGCAAGCCUGUGUCUGGUAACAGCACGCCACCAGCACUGUGAACAUUUAAAUUGCACUUGCUUCCCUACAACUGAUUUGGGAGUCUCGAUGAUGUCUUAAUUGACUAGCAUGUAUAUCGCAGGGUUUUUACCAUUUGCUGAAAAAUGCAGGCGGAGAUAGCUGUACGGUUACGUGGGGCAAAAUGAAAAGAGUUAUGUUGCCACACAGCCUAUCAGAAUGCAUCGUACAAGACUAAAGCGACACACUCGUGGUACCACAGUUUACCCAAAUCGCGAGUCUCUUUUUUUUUUUUUACAGCCGAACGAAGUUUUACGCACCUGACAAAGCAAUGUGUUACCUCCACACACCUUCUGCACUUCUUCCCCCCACCCCCUUUAUCCAUGCCAUACGAUACAUAUCUCGAGAUAAAACAGCACAUUUCCCUGCAGCACAUUCGCAGUACGUGUGCAGAACUUUUGCAUAUUGUUUGUUCAUCAUGAGCUGCUUGCACUGCCCGCUCUUGAGGGCAAGCUUUUGCGUGCAUAUGUUGACUACCUCAUACAUGUCGAGCCACUCUAAACGACGGUUGAGUUUAUCUUGAAAAAAAUCCUGCCACAAUACGUUUGACACUCACACAUGUAUUCACCAGUUGGGUCAAAGUAGUGGCCAAGCUGUUGAAGAAUAAAGGCUGGCACAUCUCUUAAAUGUUGGUUACAAACAGCUUGCACGUCACGUCGGCAUGUUGCCUUCUUGUCGGUAUAUGGAAAAUGGGCUAUCGCUACACAUGAGCAAAUAAGCGCACACUAGAGCAGGGCAGUGAGGAGCUACUACUUCAACAACACAAAAAAGAAGAAGCAGAAGCAGAGAUGGUCGCCACGAGAGACUAAGCAUUAUCACUGCGUUGUGGCGAGAAGCAGGGGGGGGGGGAGGGGGGGCGUGUGUGUCUUGCCCGUAAAAUUUAGUUGAAGUAGUGGCCACUAUAGGGUUCGCGUACUGAAAAAAGGUCCAUUGCAGCUACCUUUGCCCAUUGGUCUCUGCUAUCAUAGUGGUGUGUCGAAACAUGCUUUGUUCUUUCAGCAGUGAAGUUUACUUGAUCAAAGCUGUAGCACUAUGUUCUUUAGCUCAUUCCCAGUCCCACUGAGAGAGAUGGCAGUCCAAUGUGUGCAGUCCAUCCACUCAAGUCAAGAUUGAAACUUUUCUGCUGUUGUUUGCAAUUGCAAGCUACACUUAGCUGUGUUAAUAAAAUUAGAUUUUGUACAUGAGCUGCUUAUCUCCUCAAAUGAAUUGCGUAAAUGUACCUUUUACCAUUUUUAACUUACCCAUGUUGUAUUUGCCUUGUUUUGAAUUUAUACAUUUUAGUAUGCAAUGGAUUUGUGAAGUGAUAAAUGAGGUGAUUGUUGCUGUGCUUUUAGCUGCGUUUUUGUGAUUGUGAGAAAUGAAGUCUAGUUUUAAUGAUAUCACUGUUUCGUGUUUUCCUGAUACCCUGACAAACCUUGGUCUGUAUAUUGCACAGAAUUGGCCUCAUGCUAUCACACUUUGUUCCUUGUGCCUUAUAAUCUGGUCUUUUCUUUAAACUUCAAUCUGUUGAGAGUAGUAGUGGUGUGAAUCAUGUAGUAAUUUUAACCAGGAAUAUUUUUUGGGGGGUUAGUCACUCACUUGAUGGAAAAGGGAGAGGAAACUGGGCAGGUGGCAUGCUGGUACACAAAACACGGGGGUGCCUGGUGUGCUCCCAUUCCUUGCUACGACCCUGCAAUCGUGUGACGUCCAGUUUCUAUGAAUUGGGCCCAACUUUUAGCCACACCUCAUAAAGCCCCCUCUCUCAUUUUCAGCUCUGCCUUAGCACAAUAAGCAUUUUGCAGCAGCUUCAAGCUAGUCAAUUCAAUAUUUACUUAAAACUGAAACAGAGCUGCUCAGAAAUAUAUUGUCAGGAAUGAUUGAGUACAACACUUGUAAUCACUAUUCUGUGUCCAUCUUGAGCACUGCACUGAGCAUUGCAAUGGGGCUACUUGUUACAAUUCCAUGGGUGCAGAGAGCAUGAACUUGACAUGGACACAUGAGCAAACAAGUACUUGUGUUUGCUUUUGUGUUAGGUCAAGUUUGGGCUGCCUGCAAUCAUAUUAUAGUAGUCACAUGGGAGGUCUACAGAAGACCAGACACCCUGAGGCAAGGAAGGCAACAUCAGUGGACCUGCAGAAAGCCUGUAGUGUGUAGUGUGCAUGGUAAUCCAUUAUUUGAAAAAAACAUGCCAAAUCAAUUAUAUUAUUUUCAGAUAAGGGUAACUCACAGUGAUUCACAGCAACUGCCGGUGCAUUGCUGUAAGCGCCAGAGAACAGCAUUACAUGACUGCUUGCUUUAGACACAUUAAACCUUGCCAAAGUG
This is a messenger RNA of Dermacentor andersoni, 6096 nucleotides long. It is a transcript of the gene DNAlig4, whose product is annotated as DNA ligase 4. Gene Ontology annotation, biological process: DNA biosynthetic process; DNA recombination; double-strand break repair via nonhomologous end joining. Gene Ontology annotation, molecular function: ATP binding; DNA ligase (ATP) activity; DNA binding. Lineage: Eukaryota; Metazoa; Arthropoda; Arachnida; Ixodida; Ixodidae. The record is from RefSeq and is a predicted model, not a curated record. Gene Ontology annotation, cellular component: DNA ligase IV complex; DNA-dependent protein kinase-DNA ligase 4 complex.